GGCUUCGAUUAUACGAAGUACAACCACAUCCACGCUCCUGUGUACCGCUAUUCUACACCUUCUCGUCUUUGAUACCCAACUCAUCCUCCGAGAGGAUCAACCGCAAAUAUGCAAGCUCCGGUGGUCGUGAUGAACACCCAGACGGGCGGAGAGAGACAGUUCGGCCGCAAGGCGCAGCUCUCCAACAUCACUGCUGCGAAGACAGUCGCAGACAUCAUCCGGUCAUGUCUAGGCCCCAAGGCCAUGCUGAAGAUGCUGCUGGACCCCAUGGGUGGCAUCGUGCUCACCAACGACGGCCAUGCCAUUCUCCGCGAGAUCGAGGUGGCGCAUCCGGCCGCGAAGAGCAUGAUUGAACUGAGCCGGACACAAGACGAAGAGGUUGGAGACGGCACCACAACCGUCAUAAUAUUAGCCGGUGAAAUGCUCGCCCAAGCUCUCCCCCAACUCGAGCGAAACAUCCAUCCCGUCGUGAUAAUCCAAGCCUAUAAACGCGCUCUAGCCGACGCUCUCAAGAUCAUCGAAGAGAUUUCAAUCCCAGUAAACAUCGACGACGACAAAGCCAUGACUGCCCUAAUAUCUGCAUCAAUUGGCACAAAGUUCGUCUCGCGCUGGUCAGACCUGAUGUGCGGCCUAGCCCUUAAAGCCGUCCGCACAGUCUCGUUUGACGCGGGAGCAACAAAAGCAGAGGUGGACAUCAAGCGAUAUGCCCGCGUAGAGAAGAUCCCCGGUGGUGAGAUUGAGGACAGCGAGGUCCUGGACGGCGUCAUGCUCAACAAAGACAUCACACAUCCCAAGAUGCGGAGACGGAUAGAGAACCCCAGGAUCCUGCUUCUGGAUUGCCCACUCGAGUACAAGAAGGGCGAGAGCCAGACGAACAUCGAAAUCAGCAAGGAAGAGGACUGGAACCGGAUACUGCAGAUUGAAGAAGAGCAGGUCAAAGCCAUGACCGAUGCCAUCAUCGCGCUAAAGCCCGACCUCGUCAUCACUGAGAAAGGCGUCAGCGACCUCGCCCAACACUACUUCGUAAAAGCGAACAUCACCGCCAUCCGCCGCGUCCGAAAGACAGACAACAAUCGAAUCGCCCGCGCUACGGGCGCUACCAUCGUAAACGCCAUCCCUUCCGCCACUCUCGCCGACAUCGGGACGCACUGCGGCCUUUUCGAAAUUUCAAAAAUCGGCGACGAGUACUUUACCUUCCUGACAAAAUGCCAAGACCCCAAAGCCUGCACUAUCCUUCUCCGCGGCCCCUCAAAAGACAUCCUCAACGAAGUCGAGCGCAACCUCCAAGACGCCAUGGGGGUCGCCCGGAACGUCAUCUGGAACCCGCGUCUGUGCCCUGGCGGCGGCGCAACGGAAAUGGCCGUAGCCGUCGGCCUGGAGCGCAUGGCGAAGAGCGUCGAGGGCGUGGCGCAGUGGCCGUACCGCGCAGUCGCAGAAGCGAUGGAGGUGAUCCCGCGCACGCUGAUCCAGAACUCCGGCAACAGCCCCAUCCGCGUGCUGACCCAGCUACGGGCAAAGCACGCCGAGGGCGCGGACUUCAGCGGCAGCUCGUGGGGGAUCGAUGGCGACAGCGGGAAGGUGGUGGACAUGAAGACGUACGGCAUCUGGGAGCCGAUGGUGAUCAAAGAGCAGAGCAUCAAGACGGCCGUCGAGAGCGCGUGUAUGCUGCUGCGGGUGGACGAUAUUGUGGCGGCCAAGGCGGCGAAGCAGGCGAGUGGGCCGAUUGGGCAGCCUGAGGAGUAG
This is a messenger RNA of Mytilinidion resinicola, 1743 nucleotides long. RefSeq names its product t-complex protein-like protein 1 gamma subunit. Gene Ontology annotation, cellular component: chaperonin-containing T-complex. Gene Ontology annotation, biological process: protein folding. Gene Ontology annotation, molecular function: ATP-dependent protein folding chaperone; ATP hydrolysis activity; ATP binding. Bases 109 to 1743 code for a protein of 544 amino acids. The transcript has 5 exons. Lineage: Eukaryota; Fungi; Ascomycota; Dothideomycetes; Mytilinidiales; Mytilinidiaceae. The record is from RefSeq and is a predicted model, not a curated record.